Molecule: messenger RNA, 1880 nt
Organism: Myiozetetes cayanensis
Lineage: Eukaryota; Metazoa; Chordata; Aves; Passeriformes; Tyrannidae
Product: carbohydrate sulfotransferase 4-like
Exons: 1
Coding region: 110-1327 (405 amino acids)
Biological process (GO): keratan sulfate proteoglycan biosynthetic process; carbohydrate metabolic process; N-acetylglucosamine metabolic process
Cellular component (GO): Golgi membrane
Molecular function (GO): N-acetylglucosamine 6-O-sulfotransferase activity
Source: RefSeq, a predicted model, not a curated record
UUGUGCAGUGGUUGUCACUGGUAUUGUGACAGCUUUCUAAAACCCUGUGCCUGCAGAGAAAUUCACAGGAGCCUGAUGCACCACAUCCUGCCUUCUUUGUGAUCCUGUGAUGCUGAACUUCCUCCGUCUCUGCAGAUGCAUUGCAACCAUGGUGAAGUCUAGAAGAGUGCACUUGCUCCUGAUCCUGGUAGUUCUGUUCUUCCUCCUCAUCCACUUCCUGCCCUGUAACAACAAUGCCCCCUUGGAAGAAAAACCUUCUCCAGUCCACAUCCUCAUUCUCUCCUCCUGGCGAUCAGGAUCUUCCUUCACUGGACAAAUCUUCAGCCAGCACCCCAGUGUUUUCUACCUGAUGGAGCCCGCAUGGCAUGUCUGGGUUAAGAUGUCUCAGAACAGUGCCAAAGUCUUACACAUGGCAGUGCGGGACUUAGUCCGGUCGGUCUUUCUGUGUGACAUGUCUGUGUUUGAUGCUUACAUGUCUAGCCAGAAGAAAAAGUCCGAUUUAUUUCUAUGGGAGACAAGCCGAGCCUUGUGCUCCCCACCUGCCUGUGACUUGUUCAAUCGCACUGACAUAAUCACUGCAAGCAAUUGCAAAAAGAUCUGCAGCAAGUACCCAUUCAGCAAGGUGGAGGAAGCUUGUAAAACCUACAGCCACAUUGCCAUCAAGGAGGUUCGGUUCUUUGAUCUGAAAGUCCUUUACCCCCUCCUCAAUGAUCCGUCCCUCAACCUCAAAAUUAUUCACUUGGUCCGUGAUCCCCGGGCUGUGUUCAGUUCCCGCGAGAAAACAGUGGCAGACCUGAAACGUGACAGUAACAUUAUUAUGGGGUCUUGGGGGGCAAAGGGUGAAAUGAUGCCCUACAACACAAUGCAAGUAAUUUGCAAAAGUCAUGUUGAGAUUUAUAAGGCAGGCAGUCAGGCCACUCCCAGCUUCCUGAAAGACCGAUACUUGCUGGUUCGCUACGAAGACAUUGUCAGAGACCCGCUGGCAAAGGCUGCGCAGAUGUACAGGUUUGCAGAACUCCAUUUCACACCAGAACUACAGAAGUGGGUGCACAACAUCACUCAUGGGAAAGGUCUCGGAGCACGGGCCUUUGGAAUUGAGUCCAGAGAUGCACAGAGAGUAUCCCAGGCCUGGAGGAAGACACUUCCCUUCCAGAAAAUUAAAAAAGUGCAAAAUGUGUGCAAGGAUGCGAUGGACUUGCUGGGCUACCGGCUCAUUCAAUCUGAAGAAGAGCAAAAGAAUAUGUCACUGGAUCUUUUGUUUGCCCAGAACUCCUCUGAGUACCAAAGUCUAAAGGCAGAAAAGCUGGUGUCUGUACCUACUCUCUGAAGCCUGCAGAGUGCAGAACUGUUCACUAGAACAAAAGAGGACAGAGGUGCAGGCAUAGAAGUGUAAGGACGUGUGCAUGGAUGUAAGGACAAGUAACAUAGGAAUCCUGACUGCAUUCACGAGAGCUCUCAGAAGCUCUAAGGCCCCUGGAGAUUCAGCCACAAUGAAGGCUGAAGUAAUGCGAGUUUGUUCUCCAAAUUAUGUUUAGAUUGGAGCACAUGGAAUAGCAAAGCAGUGGGACUAGAUAUCAGAACUCAACCCUGCCACAGACCACAGUUAAGUACUGGGGAAAACACACGGAGCAAUUGCACUGCAAAGGAAGAGGAAAUAUAAAAGGAAGCUGAAUAGAGAGAACAUUAUUUGCUGUGCUGCCACAUGGGAUAUGUAAUACCAGAAGAGAUGUAAGGAUGAUCAACAUUUGGUUUCUGGAAAGAUGCUUUUUUUUUGAACACUUGAGUUUUCAAGCCUAGUUUUCCUUUUGCUCCAUUCCUUUGUCUGGGUAUCCAGCCUUGCUGGUAAUGUUGGGGAAAUGUUUGUGUUCACUUACUGUAUA